Molecule: messenger RNA, 840 nt
Organism: Setaria italica (foxtail millet)
Lineage: Eukaryota; Viridiplantae; Streptophyta; Magnoliopsida; Poales; Poaceae
Exons: 1
Coding region: 1-840 (279 amino acids)
Source: RefSeq, a predicted model, not a curated record
AUGGUCUUCUCCGAUGAUGAUGACCUCAUUGUGAUUCUUAUGCUUGCCGACAUGGACUAUGAGAGACACAAGAAGAAGCAUCAUGGUUCAGUCCCGGGACGUGAGGUAGUUUCAAGGGACAUGUCUAGUGGCAAUCUGCGCAUUGUAGCUGAUUAUUUUGCAGAUCCUCCAAUAUACAAUGCAACAUUCUUCAGGAAGAGGUUCAGAUUGUCAAGAGAACUCUUCUUGCAUAUUGUGGAUGGUGUGGAGGCACAUGAUGACUACUUUAGGCAAAAAUUAAAUGCAACAGGUCUUCUCGGUGCCACGGCAUUACAAAAGGUGUUUGGGUCAUUUUGCAUGUUGGCAUAUGAUGUUCCAGCUAAUUCAAUGGAUGAAGUUGUGAGGCUUGCUGAGAGCACCAUGGUAGAGGCUUUUCACCACUUUGUGCAGGCUGUGGUUGAGGUGUUUGGGGAGCAGUACUUGAGGCCACCUACUAUUGAGGACACUGCAAGAUUGUUGGCCAUUAACACUAAGAGGGAAUGGCCUGGCAUGCUCGGUUGCAUCGAUUGUAUGCAUUGGAGGUGGAAGAAUUGCCCAACAGCUUGGAAAAGGCAGUAUUCAGGGCAUGUGGAUGGGCCAACUAUGAUACUUGAAGCUGUUGCAUCUAAGAAUUUGUGGAUUUGGCAUUGUUUCUUUAGUCUACCGGGCUCUUUAAAUGAUAUCAAUGUCUUGCAGAGAUCACCAUUAUUUCAAAGGCUAACUUCAGGGACUGUACCACCUAUUGAGUAUAUGCUCAAUGGUAACAAGUAUACCAUGGGAUACUAUCUACCCUUCUUGGGUGACUUUUGUGAAGAGCUAUAG